AUGAAUGCUCGCAGAGAGGGGAUUGACUUCCUCACUCCGAAUCCCUUCAACGUGCGGCACAGCAACUAUGAAUCAAUACUGCAGCAACUGCAGGGCAACCCAUCCUUAGUUGCCUCUAUUUUAGUGACUGUCAUCACUUUGUAUUUAGCCGUCAGCUAUUUGGGCCCAGCUUCGUUGUCGGUGGCUCGGAUAGCCUGGAAUAUACUUGUCUACUUGACACCUUCGCGAUUGAUUGCCGCCCUAGAUUCCAAGACACCGAAAUCCGACGAGAACCCUCUUUCGUUGACCUUCGAGGCCAAGAGUGAAGCGAUGCAACGUAUACUUGGCCUUGACGAUACCUCCUUCUCCUCCCUCUUCCCUCGCGCUCCGGCUUUCUCGAGCUUCGGGACCUCCCUCUUGAGCAGCAAAAACAACGUACCGCCAGGGCUUGGAAACUGGGAUAAUUCGUGCUACCAGAAUAGCAUAAUACAAGGACUGGCGUCCCUUCAGUCGCUGGAGAGAUUCUUGGAUCAAAACGUUGAGCAGCUAGGACAAAAAGCUCUUUUGUCCACGCAUCAAGCUUUGAAGGAUAUCAUAGAGCGACUCAACAGUGCCGACAGCAAUGGCCAACGUCUAUGGACUCCGGCAGAUCUCAAAUCUAUGAGCAGCUGGCAACAGCAGGAUGCACAGGAAUAUUUCUCGAAGAUCGUUGAUCAGUUGGAUCUGGAAGUCCAACAGGCGACUCGGCGACACACACGCAACUUGGGCCUGAAGAUGGCAGGACCGCAGGAACAUGUGAUUGGAUCUGGUAUAUCUCAGGAGCUACAGGAAAGUAGUGCAGGGGAGACACGGAUAACAGGAAAUCAGAUCUUUCGGAAUCCGUUGGAAGGUCUUCUUGCGCAGAGAGUGGGAUGCAUUCAGUGCGGUUGGACCGAAGGUCUCUCACUAAUUCCUUUUAACUGCUUGACUGUGCCGCUUGGCCCGAAAUUUGAGUACGAUAUUCGAGAGUGUCUCCAUCAUUACAUGCACUUGGAACCCAUUGAGGGGGUGGAAUGUGCAAAAUGUACAUUGUUACGUGUACAGUCUCAGUUACUGAACUUGCUGAAGCAAAUCGGCGAUGAUGAGGAGACUCCGAGUGCUACUCCGGAGUCACCAAAGAUAUCAGAUGCGCUUCGAAGCUCGGCACAGGAGCGCCUACAGGCCGUUGAGCAAGCGUUGGAAGAGGAGGAUUUUGCAGAGAAAACGCUCUCCCAAAAGUGCCAUAUUCCCGGAAAGAAUCGAGUGUCGUCGACCAAAUCCAGACAGGCCGUGGUUGCCAGGCCUCCACAAUGCCUAGUCAUUCAUGUCAAUCGAAGCAUGUUCGACGAAAAUACAGGAAUGCUCCGGAAGAACUACGCAGCCGUCAAAUUUCCAAACGCCCUCGACUUGAAUCCGUGGUGCUUGGGCGGGGUCUCCAAGAACCAGAGUGAACCAAGUCUAGAAGCUUGGGAAACCAAUCCCAGCGUAUCAAUGCUCUCGCAUGCAGGAAGAGGCGCGAAUGCAGGUGGUCACUAUCAGUUGCGUGCUGUGAUCACCCACUACGGCCGUCAUGAGAAUGGCCAUUACAUAUGUUACAGAAAAUAUCCAACCGACACUUUUCCGGCCCACGUCCCGGACGCGAUUAUCGAGGCAGAUGGAGACAAGGAGAGAGACGAGCGUUGGUACAGGCUAAGCGACGAGGACGUGCAGAUGGUCAGCGAAGCGAACGUCAUGUCUCAGGGCGGCGCCUUCAUGCUCUUCUACGAGGCGGUUGAGGACUACUCCCCGGAGGCCGCAGAGGAUGUGGAUUCUGGGUUGGCGGAAGAGGAGGGUUCAGCACCUUCUUCUAGCUGCACGCCAUCGGAGACCAUGUCCACAACAUCUGCUGCCACAGGAGACUCCACGUCCGAUGUAUCGCAAGCGACCAGCGUCUCAACGGCGUUAAAUGUUGAACCUCGCGUUGAGAAAUCCCUGCUUAUGUCCGACGUUGACUGA
This is a messenger RNA of Aspergillus niger, 1992 nucleotides long. RefSeq lists its product as uncharacterized. The transcript has a single exon. Gene Ontology annotation, biological process: protein deubiquitination. Gene Ontology annotation, molecular function: cysteine-type deubiquitinase activity; cysteine-type endopeptidase activity. Bases 1 to 1992 code for a protein of 663 amino acids. Lineage: Eukaryota; Fungi; Ascomycota; Eurotiomycetes; Eurotiales; Aspergillaceae. The record is from RefSeq and is a predicted model, not a curated record. Gene Ontology annotation, cellular component: cytosol; nucleus.